GUUGAUGACUGAUUUCCUCUGGUCAAAGCUGUGCCUGCCUUAGACAGAGUGGGAGGAGAUGGCGACGAAAGCUGAGGCGUCCAUGGACCCUCUGGCUCCUCUGCUUUCGUCAGUGACUUGGAGCGCUCUGAGAACUUUGUGAACUCUCCGUGUUGGAAUAGGAAGGGAGAGGAAGGGGAGCAGUUAAUGGGACGCAGCCCGACAGCAGCGGCAGGCUCCUCUCGGGACUCUCAACUGGAGAUAAUCCCCCGGGGUCAUGACAAGACAGCGCCACAGCCUCCUAACCCCCCUGGCACUGCUGGGACUCCUUGUGGGGCUUGCAGAACUCAGCCAUGGCUCUGCCGGUGAGGAUGAGGAUUACUACAUGCAGGAGCUUCUGACAAGAGAUCAGUACAACCGGGUCCAAAUGCUGGAGAAGCCUGUGGCCUCGAUACCUGACAGACACGAGCACCCCAGCCAAAACCCUGUGAAGAAAGUGCCCAAGGGAAAGGCAGAAAGCAGCCGGCAGAUGGAUAAAACCACAGCUGAUACAAAAUCAGUGAAAGCAGCCAACAAAAAGACUGAGAAGAACAAGAAGAGCAUCCUGAAAACCCCAAACAGCAUCUCAGAGGGAGAAGGACAAUACAGCUCCAUAAAAGAGGAAUGCCCUCCCAUGGGACUGGAGACAUUGAAGAUUGAUGAUUUCCAGCUUCACGCUUCAACUACAAAACGCUACGGCCUUGGUGCUCACAGAGGUCGUCUUAACAUUCAGGCUGGACUUUAUGAAGAUGACCUCUAUGACGGGGCCUGGUGCGCUGGGAGAGAUGACCCGCUGCAGUGGUUCGAGGUGGACGCCAGGAGGCUGACAAAGUUCACGGGGGUCAUCACACAAGGCAGGAGCUCCCUCUGGUCGAGUGAUUGGGUCACCUCAUACAAGGUCAUGGUGAGCAAUGACAGUCACACCUGGAUAACACUGAGGAAUGGCUCGGAGGACAUGAUCUUCAGGGGAAACAGGGAAAAGGAGAUCCCGGUCCGGAACAUCUUCCCAGUUCCAGUGGUCGCUCGAUACAUUCGAGUAAACCCUCGCUCUUGGUUUAACAGCGGCAGUAUCUGUAUGAGAGUGGAGAUUCUUGGCUGUCCAAUGCCAGAUCCAAAUAAUUAUUACCACAGACGCAAUGAGGUCAUAACAACAGAUGACUUGGACUUCAGACACCACAGCUACAAAGAAAUGAGGCAGCUUAUGAAGGUGGUCAAUGAAAUGUGCCCCAACAUCACCCGGAUUUAUAACAUAGGAAAGAGUCACAGUGGGCUCAAGCUGUAUGCCAUAGAGAUAUCUGACAACCCAGGAGAGCACGAAGUUGGUGAACCGGAGUUUCGUUACACAGCGGGUUCCCAUGGUAACGAGGUGCUGGGACGAGAGCUGCUCCUCCUGCUGAUGCAGUUCAUGUGUCUGGAGUAUCUGUCAGGCAACCAGCGGAUACGUCACCUGGUGGAAGAGACCAGAAUCCAUCUAUUGCCAUCUGUCAACCCUGAUGGGUACGAGAAAGCCUUUGAAGUGGGUUCAGAGCUCAGCGGGUGGUCUCUGGGUCGAUGGAGCAAUGAUGGAAUAGACAUUCACCAUAACUUCCCUGAUCUCAACUCCAUCCUGUGGGAAGCUGAGGACAAGAAGUGGAUCCCUCGCAAAAUGUUCAACCACCAUGUGUCCAUCCCGGAGUGGUACCAGUCCAAAAAUGCCUCAGUUGCUGUGGAGACGCGGGCUCUGAUAACAUGGAUGGAGAAAAUGCCCUUUGUGCUGGGCAGCAACCUCCAGGGAGGGGAGCUGGUGGUGACCUUCCCAUACGACAAAACUCGCUCCCAAGGGGUGACCAGAAAGCAGACCCCCACCCCGGAUGACCACGUCUUCCGCUGGUUGGCCUUUUCCUACGCGUCCACCCACCGCCUGAUGACCGAUGCCAGCCAAAGGGUCUGCCACACAGAGGAUUUUGCCAAGGAGGACGGCACCAUCAACGGAGCGUCCUGGCACACUGCAGCUGGCAGUAUGAAUGAUUUCAGUUACUUGCACACCAACUGCUUUGAGCUGUCGAUGUAUGUGGGUUGUGACAAAUUUCCUCAUGAGAGUGAACUGCCUGAGGAGUGGGAGAACAAUCGUGAGUCUCUUCUCGUCUUCAUGGAGCAGGUGCAUCGUGGGAUCAAAGGCGUGGUGAGGGACGUGCAAGGCCGUGGAAUAGCCAAUGCAAUCAUCUCCGUGGAGGGCAUCAACCACGAUAUCCGCACAGCUGCUGAUGGCGAUUACUGGCGCUUGCUGAACCCCGGAGAGUACAGAGUAACCGCCAGGGCUGAGGGCUACAGCCUCACCAGCAAGAAGUGCGAGGUGGGCUACGAGAUGGGCGCCACCAGGUGCGACUUCGUCAUUGGCCGCACCAACCUGUCACGAAUCAAAGAAAUAAUGGAAAAAUUCAACAAGCAGCCCAUCAGAUUGCCCCUCCGGCAGCUCCACGCCCGCAGGUCCAGAGAGAGACGUCUGGGAACAUAAUGAUUAUUCAAGGAAGAGGGAGGAAGAAGAGGAAGAAUUAAAACCAAACAUCUGCUCUGAUCAGACUGGGGUGAACUCCAAGCCAGGGUUUGGACCUCCGUCAGAUUCCAAAGUGCUGUCAGUGGAAUUAGUGUCUGAAGAAUGAAAAUGUGGUUUAAUUUAAAAAGGGAUGCUUUAUUUGGUUUUUGUUAUGUUUCAUCCCCAGGCAUAAGCUCUCUCUGUGUUCACUGUAGUCAUCUCAUCUUCUCUUGAUAUCCAGUGUAAACGUUUAAGUAUUUCACUCUGUCAGAGACAACAUUUAUAUUUUUUGACCCCCUUUUUUCAGCUUAUAUUCCACCAUCAAUACUGCAAUACUGAUAUGAUGAUAUGGUGACAGAUAUGAGAAUUUAAUCAUGUCAAAACUUAUUUUUGUAAAUAUAAAAAAAGUUUAAUUUAGCACCUGAUUUUAGCCACUGUGAGGAAUGGCCAUGACUGUCAUUAUGUACAUACUUAUUAACUUAUGUAACAGUUAUGCAAACCAUUACAAAAGCUUUAUUACCUGCACUUGUACAAUUUUUGGUCCUUUAAGAAAAAAAGAAAAAAAAAACUUGUGGACUCAGUGACCUUUUGUGCGUCAUUGAUAGUUUUUGUACACUUUGCUUUUGACAAGUUAUGAAAUAAAGACAAUGUUUGCACAGACUGAAGCUGUUCAUUAGCUAAUAGGGAAGCAUGUGGCUUUUAUUCAUGUUAAGCACUCUGGAAAUCAAUCAAGUUUAAUUUGUAAAGUACCUUUCACACCGGUUAGUGCAGUUCAAAAGUCUUUGGUAAUGCAUUAUUUUACAGGUAAAGGUUCAUAAUCUCAUGAUUGUGCUUUGUUUUAAGGUUUUGUAAUUGUUCCCUGGAAUGAGCAAUGCAAAUUGGUAGUAAUUAAAGAAAACCUGAUACUCAA
Scatophagus argus is the source of this 3440-nucleotide messenger RNA. RefSeq names its product carboxypeptidase X (M14 family), member 2 (gene cpxm2). The record is from RefSeq and is a predicted model, not a curated record. Lineage: Eukaryota; Metazoa; Chordata; Actinopteri; Scatophagidae. The transcript is spliced from 15 exons. The coding region runs from base 257 to 2512 and encodes 751 amino acids. Gene Ontology annotation, molecular function: zinc ion binding; metallocarboxypeptidase activity. Gene Ontology annotation, biological process: proteolysis.